Messenger RNA from Exophiala xenobiotica, 1236 nucleotides. RefSeq lists its product as uncharacterized. The transcript has 2 exons. Bases 1 to 1236 code for a protein of 411 amino acids. NCBI's taxonomy places the organism in Eukaryota, Fungi, Ascomycota, Eurotiomycetes, Chaetothyriales, Herpotrichiellaceae. The record is from RefSeq and is a predicted model, not a curated record.
AUGAAGUUCACGGUAAGAAUCAUCGCUGCCGUAUGCGCCUGGCAGGCUGUCUCCGCACAACAGGUCUCUCGAGACCCGAUUGGUGUUGGACCGACUCCGGAGUUGAUGCAUCUUUACUACGAUGAGUGGCCAACAGGAAUCGCCGUCUCCGCCUCAGGACGGAUGUUCUCAAACUACCCGCUCGGCCUCGAUGCGACAAAUACAAAAUACCAAGUCGCCGAGCUCAAUUCCAACAGUACAGAAACUCCAUACCCGGAUUCCCAAAUCAACAGCCCUCCUGGCGGUGCGAUUGACUACACGAAAUACCCGCCGCAAGCCAAGGGCCUUUCCAACUACCUCAUCGGCGUGCAAAGCGUCGUCAUUGACCCAAAGGACCGUCUCUGGAUCCUGGAUACCGGCCGUGCCCUGACCCCUAAUGGCACCCUCACGACCUCCAACUACGGCGGGCCCAAACUUGUCGGUGUCAAUCUGACCAACAACACAAUCUUCCAAACGAUUCUAUUUCCGCCGAACGUCUCGUAUGCGGACUCCUACCCGAACGACGUACGCUUCGACCUGCGCCCGUCCGUCACCGCCUCAGGUCAGGGCAUAGCGUACAUCACCGACUCCUCGUCCGAAGGGCGCAACGGGAUCAUCAUCGUCGACCUCGGCACGGGCGAGUCAUGGCGCCAUCUCGAGAGUAUCCCCCAAGUCCGUCCCGAGCCAGGCUUCUUCGUGACGGUCUGGGGCGAGCCCGUGUACAGCAACCCGGGCAACGGCCGGCCAAUAUCACGGCUCGCUUUUGGUGCGGAUGGAAUCACGCUCUCGAACGACGGCGAGACUUUGUACUUCAGCGUCGUCUCCGGUCGGCAUUUGUACGCUGUUCCCACGGCUCGAUUGCGCGAUACGAGUGUCACGGGCGAACUUUUCGCGCAGGCGUCCGUCAUGGAUUUGGGCCAGAAGGGGGUGAGUGACGGGCUAGAAAGCGACAGCAAUGGGAUCGUGUACGGCGGGAGUGUCGAGACGGAUUCGAUUUUCGCGUUCAAUCCGGUGAAUGGUACGGUGCAGACGUACGUGCGGGAUCCGAGGAUCGAGUGGACAGACACAUUCUCGACGAGUGGGCAGUAUUUGUAUUUCACGGAGAAUCAACUUUGGAGGGGUCCGGCUCAGCAAGGUGGAGUGGAUAGAAGGGUCAAGCCGUAUGCCUUGUACCGAGUACCGUUGCUGAAUGGGGGCAGUAAGAUCGAGUUGGUCUAG